Molecule: messenger RNA, 498 nt
Organism: Gastrolobium bilobum
Lineage: Eukaryota; Viridiplantae; Streptophyta; Magnoliopsida; Fabales; Fabaceae
Product: putative pectinesterase 63
Exons: 4
Coding region: 1-498 (165 amino acids)
Biological process (GO): cell wall modification
Molecular function (GO): pectinesterase activity
Source: RefSeq, a predicted model, not a curated record
AUGCCUGUGUUUUACAUCAAUAUGCUCUUGUUGCUUGACGACAAGCAACAUGCAGAGUUUGGAGAUGUAAAUCAUCCAUCGAAUGCCUUUUCUCACUGGGUGGAGUGGGCUAUAAGGAUCCCACGAGAUUUCAAGACCAUCACUGAUGCCAUUAACUACAUCCAUACUGGGAACACCAAGCGUGUCAUUGUCUAUAUUGGAGGUGCAAAUUAUAAUGAGAAAAUCAAAAUUGAGAGGACAAUGCCUUUUAUGACAUUAUAUGGGGCACCAGGGAACAUGCCAAACUUGACCUUUGGUGGUACUGCAGAAAAAUAUGGUACUGUUGACAGUGCUACAUUGAUUGUUGAAUCAGAUUGCUUCGUGGCUGCUAACAUCAUUAUCUCGAUUUGUAAUUUAGCACCAAGACCUGAUGGAGAGAGAUCAGGAGCCCAAGCGGUUGCGUUGAGAAUUUCUGGUGACAAAGCAGCAUUUUAUAAUUGCAAGCUAUUUGGAUUCUAA